Cyprinodon variegatus (sheepshead minnow) is the source of this 1901-nucleotide messenger RNA. RefSeq names its product connective tissue growth factor (gene ccn2). Gene Ontology annotation, biological process: cell adhesion; signal transduction. Gene Ontology annotation, molecular function: heparin binding; integrin binding. Gene Ontology annotation, cellular component: extracellular region; extracellular matrix. Lineage: Eukaryota; Metazoa; Chordata; Actinopteri; Cyprinodontiformes; Cyprinodontidae. Bases 204 to 1244 code for a protein of 346 amino acids. The record is from RefSeq and is a predicted model, not a curated record. The transcript has 5 exons.
GAACUCAGAUCAACUCCUCUACUGAAGCUGAACCCCAGCUUUCACUAAGAACAGAAAACAGAGAGACUGUGACCGGAGCAGCAGCUUGACAAGAGAUCAACUUGAUCAGAAGAGGUUUACAGGCUCAAACUCUGAGACGAAAGGAAGACUUUCUCCAGGAAGGCUUAGGAAGAACCUCAACUUAUAACUAAUAACUACAAACAAUGUCUGCUGGAAUGAAGAAGAUGAUCCUUCUCUCUGCGCUGUGCAUUUGUUUCUCAUACCUGGCUGCAGGUCAGGAGUGCAGUGGCCAGUGUUCCUGCCCCUCCACCCCGCCACAGUGUCCCCCAGGAGACAGCCUAGUGCUAGAUGGAUGCGGCUGCUGCAGAGUCUGUGCCAAACAGAUGGGCGAGCUCUGCACUGAGAAAGACGUUUGUGACCCCCACAAGGGUCUCUACUGUGACUAUGGAGCCCCCACUAAUAGACGCAUCGGAGUGUGCACAGCUCGAGAAGGAGCCACGUGUGUGUUUGGUGGCAUGGUGUACAAAAACGGAGAAUCAUUCCAGAGCAGCUGUAAGUACCAGUGCACCUGUCUGGACGGAGCGGUGGGCUGUGUCCCGCUCUGCUCUAUGGACAUCCGUCUUCCCAGCCCAGACUGCCCCAAUCCAAAACGCGUCAAAGUGCCUGGGAAGUGCUGCGAAGAGUGGAUUUGUGAAUCUCCUAAAAAGAACACCUUUGUUGGCUCUGCUUUAGCUGCUUACAGAGAGGAGGAGACCUAUGGUCCAGAUCCUAAUAUGAUGAGGGAGAACUGCCUCGUUCAGACUACUGAAUGGAGUGCCUGCUCUAAGACCUGCGGACUUGGCAUAUCUACCAGAGUCACCAAUGACAAUCACGAAUGCAGGCUUGAGAAACAGACUCGGCUCUGCAUGGUGAGGCCAUGCGAGUCCCAGCUGGAGCAGAGCAUUAAGAAAGGAAAAAAGUGCAUCCGCACUCCCAGAGUCUCCAAGCCCAUGAAAUUUGAGAUCUCAGGCUGCACCACCACUAAGUCCUACAGGCCAAAGUUCUGUGGAGUCUGCCUGGACGGCCGCUGCUGCACCCCACAUAGGACCACCACCCUGCCCAUGGAGUUCAAGUGCCCCGACGGGCAGGUGAUGAAGAAACACAUGAUGUUCAUCAAGUCCUGCGCCUGCCACUACAACUGCCCUGGGGAGAACGACAUCUUCGAAGCAAUGUAUUACAAGAAGAUGAUCGGAGACAUGGCAUAAGCCACUGAUGGACAAUCCGAGCUUAUGACUUGAAAACAAACAGAACUCCAUCUCGAUUUGCAGCUCAGUAUAUAUGCCUUUUGAAAAUGUAAUUUUCCCAUUGAAAAAGUAGCCCGACAGACUCUGAAUGGCUCAAGUACAUCAGUCAGACAGACUCAGACAAAGGGCUGCGUUGCAGCUCCAAAAGAUUUAUGCACUAUAUCUUUUUAUUUUUUUAAAUGACAAACCUACUGUGUGCUUUCCACCCAAUCUAGAUUAUUUUUCUUGUUAUGAAUCCAUCCAUUUUUUCCUUAUGCAUAUUUAUAGCAUAUUUAAACGCUGACCUCUCUAAAUGAAGUGUCUAAUUAGCCCUGCCUCUCCUUGAGUCCAAAGAGCAGACCUGUAAACUCUUAGCAGCUGUAGAGGGAGCAUGCCGACCACAGCAAGCCAGUGUUCCACUGUCCAAACAGGUCUGAAUGUGUCCUUGUGUGAGUGUGUGUUAGUGCAGGGCUGAAUGUCAGCCUUGUCGAUGUGUGUGUGUGUGUGUGUGUGUGUUGUUACAGAGUGGAGGAAAGGUCAAAGCUCCUGUCCUAUAAGUGGAUGGGAAACAAAGACGCACGCUAAGCUUAGGGUUAGACAUGGAACGCGGUUGCAAUGGCACUGAGAAAAAAAAGUAAA